GGGAUUGGCUUUACUGCGGGCUGGGUGUUCCUGGCUUGGUCCGGCUUGCUCGAAGUCGGAGCUGAGCUGGCGCUCUGGGGCCCGCCGCUCGCCGGUUGCGUCCACAUCGACUGCCGGGUGCACUCAUUGUAUAUCACACUCGGUGAGUCCAGAAAGACCUUGGCGUUGCCCACCGUGCUGGGCUUCUACCGGGCCGUGUUUCAAAUCAAGAGCAGGUGGAGGAAGCGGAACGAGUAGGAGAUUACCAACGGCCCAGUAAUGAGGCCCAUCUUCGGAGCCCUGUCCGGCCUGGUCAGCCGGGAUGAACCGGACAACGGUAAUAAUCAAGCCCACGACAGGCCCUGGACCGUCCGGGCAGGGAGCCUGUCUCUUCUUGUGACAUGCAAGAUCCUUUUCAAACCGUCACUGAUAAGGACGAACGGACACUCCUCGAGGAUGAGACGUCAAUUUACGCCAAACCGAUGCAGGGAACGAGACCCCUGACCUCCGAAGGCACUCUGACCAUAAAGGCAGCAGGAAGCAAAAUGAGAAUGGACGAUUGGCGACUGGAGAAGCAUCUCGGUCCGGCCCCGAAGGUCCUCUGGGAACAAUACAACCCCGACAGCGACCCCACCCGCACCGGUCACCGAACCACCGGAGACCUCCUGGAUGGCAGCAAGAGUGGCAAUCUCCGGCUCAUGACCGGAUUCGUCCUGCGGGCGCCCAAGCCCCGGAUGUCCGCGGACAAUUCCGCGAAAGUCUUGUAUUCAGACGCCCCGAGCGGGCUGAAGAAGAAGUAUUUCCCGGAGACAACGGAAUCGUCGGACGACUGGCUGCCGGGCGUCCGCAAGGAGGGCUCCGCACAGUGGGUGGAUGUCCAUAACACCUGGGGGGGGGGCGACAGGAUCACGGCACAGGAGCCUGCGAUUGCAGAUGCAGAGCUCGAGCCUUCAUCUGCGGUGACUGAAACGACCAGGGAAUUAUCCCUUACCGCAGAGGCUACGUCCCACACCCAGAACAGCUGGCAGGAAGAGACAGAGCCCAUCGCGGUGCAACUCGUGGCCAAGUGGGAGGAGUUGAUGCACUGGGGGCGCGGGGCUUUAUCGAGGUGUGCUACGAUGUCGGCGCAGAGGAAUGAGCGGUUCAUGCAUUUGUUUGCGGAUGCCCCUUCGAUUUCAGUUGGAGGUCUCUCUGACGGUGAAUUGCGGGAUUCUUCUUCGAAGUCGAGUUGAACCAUUGGGCUAAUAUGAGUGGCGUUGUCUAUUGAGGGUUUCCUCGCGAGAGAUGCAGAGCACAAUGCCAGUAUCUUGGAGGAUAUUGACAAGAGAGCAGAGUUAGAAUUGAUGAUGCUGGAU
This is a messenger RNA of Aspergillus uvarum CBS 121591, 1334 nucleotides long. RefSeq lists its product as uncharacterized. The record is from RefSeq and is a predicted model, not a curated record. The transcript is spliced from 2 exons. The coding region runs from base 381 to 1211 and encodes 276 amino acids. NCBI's taxonomy places the organism in Eukaryota, Fungi, Ascomycota, Eurotiomycetes, Eurotiales, Aspergillaceae.